UAGUGGCCGGGUCACUGCUCAAUCUGACUGAUUUAUACAAAGAAAAUUAAUCAAACUUUAAUUUUAUUAAAAUUGUCCUAUUUUUUUUCUUUUCUUUUCUUUUUAAAAAUAUGUUUUGAAUUGAACUUGCAGCUCAGAUGCUCUGUGGACGGAGAAGAUGAUGAGAAUCCACACUCUGUGUCUUUUGCUUUUGUGUGUCAGUGUUUUACCAACAUGUUUGUGUGCCCAUGGCAAAUAUGCCCAGAAGCUCCUGAACGAUUUAUUCACCAACUACACAAGUGCACUGAGGCCCGCGGAGGACACCAACACCAUCCUGAACGUAACGCUGCAGGUUACGCUCUCACAAAUUAUCGACAUGGAUGAGCGAAACCAAAUUUUGACCGCAUAUUUAUGGAUACGGCAAGUGUGGGUUGAUGCACACCUCACAUGGGACAAAGACGAUUAUGAUGGACUCGAUACCAUCCGUAUACCUAGUAGUUAUGUAUGGAGACCUGAUAUAGUCCUAUAUAACAAUGCAGAUGAUCGUUUCACUGGCCCCAUGGACACCAAUGUGGUAAUUCAACACGAUGGCCAGAUCAUGUGGGAUUCUCCCGCGAUCACCAAGAGCUCGUGCAAAGUGGACGUGUCUUUCUUCCCCUUUGACUCUCAGCAGUGCAGGUUCACCUAUGGCUCCUGGACCUACAAUGGAAACCAGCUGGAUAUCCUGAACGCAAUGGACAGCGCUGACCUCUCCGACCUGGUGGAAAAUGUAGAGUGGGAGGUGUUGGGUAUGCCGGCUAAGAAGAAUGUGAUUGUGUACGGUUGCUGCGCUGACCCUUACCCGGAUGUGACCUACAUACUAAUACUGAAGAGAAAAGCUUCCUUUUAUGUCUUCAACUUGCUCAUACCAUGCGUGAUGAUCUCUUUUCUGGCUCCACUGGGCUUCUACCUGCCCGCUGACUCUGGAGAGAAGGUGUCUUUGGGAGUCACCGUCAUGUUGGCCCUCACGGUCUUUCAGCUGUUGGUGGCAGAGAUCAUGCCGCCUUCUGAGAAUGUACCUUUGAUCGGAAAGUACUACAUUGCUACGAUGACUAUGAUCACCGCCUCUACUGCCCUGACAAUCUUCAUCAUGAACAUACACCACUGUGGUCCAGAUGCCAAGCCUGUUCCCAAGUGGGCCAAGACUGUCAUUCUGCAGUACAUGGCCAGGAUGUGCUUCGUUUAUGAAGUUGGAGAAAACUGCAUGUCACCGCAGCCAGAAAAACAGAAGGCUUCACCCUUGAAGAACACCAAUGUCACCAUGAAUGGACAGGCAGGACCAGGCAGAGAGGACUGUGUCUUCAAAAUAGACAGAGGACAAGAGACGGAGCCCGCGGAGGAGAGGGAGGACAUGGAGCAGAUGAUCAGUCCGAUAGGGUCAAUGGGGAAAAAUCCCACCGACCACUACGGCACUUGGAAAAAUGGCAUUUUCAUGAGCAUGGACUGCGGCGAUUCGGCAGGUCAGAGGAGGUGCGGGAAGGGAGGCGUGAGUGACGGAGAGUUGAAAGAAAGAGAGGCAUCGUGCAACACUCAAAGCAAUGAAAGACUGCUGCUGCGCAACGUUGAGUACAUUGCCAACUGCUACAGGGAUCAGAGGGCCACGCAGAAGAGAACCGGGGAGUGGAAAAAGGUCGCCAAAGUUUUAGAUCGCUUCUUUAUGUGGAUAUUUUUCAUCAUGGUGUUUUUCAUGAGCCUUCUUAUCAUGGGUAAAGCAAUUUAACGCUAGAGCUGUUGAGAGGUGAGUCUUUAAAGAUAACCACAAAUGCAAUUGAUGCUUAAUUUAAGUUAUUUCAAAUGCUUUUAUUUAUUCAAUACUUAAUUUGUGUAAAGCCAUCUGGGCUAGGUUUCGCUACUGAUUUCCUGAAUCAAUUUAAUUCAGAUUCACAAGGUACAGAUUUGAUUCAAUUGGAAAUAAAUUAAUUUAGAGAUGUUUCAGUUUCCGUACCAAUUUUGUUUGGUUUUGUAAGAAAUUGUACAAAAUUGUGAUCUCUCUAAUUUGGUGUAUCAUUAAAAACGAUACAUUUUUACAUUGAAAAUGUACCCAAAAGUAGAUUAAUACAGGUUUUUUUCUGGAACAUACAAUGUAAAGUUGUUAUUUAACCUGGGAUUCAGGUACUUGCCUGGAUUUUAAUACAAUGCAUUGCCUCUCCAAGGGAAAAAGUAAGGGCAGCCCUUUUCUAGAGGACAUGUCCCCAACUUCACAACUGCAGUCCUGAGUAGAUUAAGUCUUCAAUAACUGUCUUGUUUGAGUUUAGUUGAAUUCUUGUCAUAAGGCUCAGCCAUGAAACUCUGUAUUAAUUGAAUACUUUUUGUAUAAUUCUGAGCUUUUAUUUUGAAUAUUCUCAACAGGUUGUGAGUGUGGGUGUUAAUGAUUUGAACAUGUAUAUUUUGAGGUGGAAAAUGCUGUGCAAUUACUCUGUCAUGACAAUAAUCAGUGAAAGAAGCACAGCUUUAGAGAAGAGUCAUUGUUGAGAAAUACUGUACAACCAGGGAACAGCUGUAUGUGUGGUCUCAGUGUGACUGACAUGGAUUAUCUCUUAAAUCCCCUGGAUUACAAGCAUUUGCGUAUCUCUCCCUCUCUCUCUCUCUCUCUCUCUCUCUCUGUGUUAUCCUUUAUGCUGCAAAAUGGACUUUUUAACAAUAAUGCUUAAAUAAAUCAGCAAGACUGUAUUUUCAAUCGCUUUUCAGACUGUUUGGUAAACGUAUUAUCUUAUAUAAUACUAUUACUAUCACAUUAGGACAACUGAAUCAGACCAAUGGACCUGAAAAGACGAUCUGUGGAAAAUCCUUAUGUUGAGUAACAACAUGGCGAGAAAGUUGUGUGAAUAAAAUCUCAUUUUUGUUUUGUGCCACAUCCUGGUUCUUAAAGCAUGGAAUGAUUGCAUUGAUGAUUCGAGAUUCAAGAUUCGAGCAAUAACUCACCAGAAAGUGCGCUGUGCUACUGAAUAUUAGCGCUGCAUGAAUGCAAGAAUUUCUUGGGUUUGUGGAUCCAAUCCGCAUCUGAACAAAAAUCUCAAAUCAGCAUGUUUUUGGACUGUGGGAGGAAACCAGAGAACCUGGAGAAAACACAAACAUGCAAACAGACGAACGCUGUGUCUUCUUGCUGAAAAGGCAAGAGUGCUAGCCACUACACCAACAGUGUGGCCUGAAGGGUCAAAUCAAUUAACUAAUUCACUCAAGGGUCCAUUACGUCCGUUUCUCUUGGGGGAGAUGAUUAGUUGUAAUGUCCAAAUGUCCUCAAGGCCUUUGUGUGAAUAUAAACAACGUCCUUGUUCCCAAAGGCCU
Molecule: messenger RNA, 3303 nt
Organism: Solea solea (common sole)
Lineage: Eukaryota; Metazoa; Chordata; Actinopteri; Pleuronectiformes; Soleidae
Gene: chrna10a
Product: cholinergic receptor, nicotinic, alpha 10a
Exons: 5
Coding region: 158-1738 (526 amino acids)
Biological process (GO): nervous system process; chemical synaptic transmission; monoatomic ion transmembrane transport
Cellular component (GO): synapse; neuron projection; postsynaptic membrane
Molecular function (GO): transmembrane signaling receptor activity; acetylcholine-gated monoatomic cation-selective channel activity
Source: RefSeq, a predicted model, not a curated record